Molecule: messenger RNA, 693 nt
Organism: Guillardia theta CCMP2712
Lineage: Eukaryota; Cryptophyceae; Pyrenomonadales; Geminigeraceae
Exons: 5
Molecular function (GO): acyltransferase activity, transferring groups other than amino-acyl groups
Source: RefSeq, a predicted model, not a curated record
AGAGCAGAGAUCUCGAGAUGAAACAAGAGAAGUGUCCGUCAUGAAGAUGAAGCUGGGAAGCAACUAAUCUGAUCGUUUAAUCUUGAUUUUGAUUUCCCUCCCAAGCAGCUGUUUUGCCUUUGCUCAAGGACCAAGAACGUUGGCCAUGGAGCAAGGGUGGUACACAGUAUUGAUCCCAGAGAAAAAGGACUUGACUGCCAAAGGAUACCUUCAGCAGCUCAUCAAGAUUGAGAAGCGAGUCUUUCCCAAGCACGAGUCCAUGGCCAGCGUAUUCGAAGCUGAGCUACGCAAGAGGAACACCUGCGUUGCUGUGGCCGUCGUGAACUCCACUGAAGUCAUUGGGUACAUCCUUUGGACUAGAGAGAGAUCUGAGGGAAAGAUCGUCAAACUGUGUGUCGCUCCAGAGUAUCAGAAGCGAGGGGUGGGGGGACGGCUGCUCGAUACCGCGCUGGGGUGUCUAGGAGCCCUUGAGUCUCAAAGGGGCGUCACAGGCGCUUGCGAGAGGGUCAUGCUACAGGUCGACCCGAAGCGAGAGGCGGCAGUGAAGCUAUAUGCGUCGAGAGGCUUCUGUCAGCUCCGCAUGUUAGCGGACUACUACUGCAAGGGAAGAGACGCAAUGGCGGCGGAGCUGAUUGUAGGAACCAGUAGGAAAUGAUACGCUCGGAUCUAAUUUCAAUAGAGAUCUAGUUUUAU